UUCUUUUUUUUUGGCUUAUUUGUUUUUCUUCUUCCUGCAGAACAGUUCGCAGCCCCCCGGCAGCGGGCAGGGAGCCCCACGGCAGCGGGGCUGGGCUGGGCUGGGGCCCGCGGCUCCCGCACCUGCCCCCGGACCCGCCGCCCCCUCACCGUGCCCGAGCGCCGGGGCGCGGCUGCACCGGGGCGAUGGCUGGAGGGAGGAGGCGGUUCCUUCGCUCCCCGUCCCCGCUGAAGCCCAGCAGGACGCUCCGCACCUUGUCCCCCCUCCCAGGGCCAUCGCGGCGGCGGCUCAAGCAGCGUACCCCGGGGAGCCGCGGCUACGGGUAGUAGGGACGAGAGAAGCCGCCGUGACUCGUCGGCCGGGGCUGCCCGCGAUCAACAGGAAGCCCCUUGGCGGGGCCGGGCCGAGGCGGGGCCUGGCGGGGCCGCCCGCCCUCCCUCCCGCGCCGCGGAGCCGAGGGGCCGCACGGCUCGGCCCGGCCCGGCCCGCGGCGGCGGCCGCUGACAGGGCGGAGCGGCGGCGGCAGCGGCGGCGUGUCCCGGCGAGGCGCCCGGGGAGGCACCGAGAAUGAAAUUGCUGUGGAAAGCUAAAAUGAGCACAAUUCAGGAUGGGGGUGAAGAAGUAGAAGAAGGAGCUGUUUACCAUGUCACCCUGAAAAGAGUGCAGAUCCAGCAGGCUGCCAACAAAGGAGCAAGAUGGCUCGGGGCUGAAGGGGACCAGUUACCUCCAGAACACACUGUCAGCCAGUAUGAGACGUGCAAGAUCAGGACCAUAAAAGCUGGAACUUUGGAGAAACUUGUGGAGAACCUUCUGACGGCUUUUGGGGAUAAUGAUUUUACGUACAUCAGCAUCUUCCUCUCCACAUACAGGGCUUUUGCUUCCACCAGCACAGUCUUGGAACUGCUCCUGGACAGGUAUGGAAACCUGGAGACCUCAGGCUGUGAAGAAUGUGGAAACCAGAAUUCCCCCGAAUCCAGCACAGUGCUCAGGACUGCAAUAGCAUCAAUCUUACGGGCCUGGCUCGAUCAGUGCGCCGAGGAUUUCCGAGAGCCGCCCGACUACCUCUGUCUGCUGAAGGUGCUGGAUUAUCUGAAGAGGAACAUACCCGGCUCUGACCCGGAGAGGAGGGCGCAGAACCUCUUGGAGCAGUUCCAAAACCAAGAAGUGGAAAAUGAAGAUGGGUUCCACAGCCUUUCUCCCUGUAACCUGGAUGAUGAAGAGGAACUGGAGAUGAGCAGUCCAGAAGAAUUCUCAUUGUUCCAAGAAGACCUCGUGGCAGAACAGCUGACAUACAUGGACGCAACACUCUUCAAGAAAGUUGUGCCCCACCACUGUCUGGGCUGCAUCUGGUCCCGAAGGGAUAAAAAGGAAAACAAGCACCUGGCACCGACCAUCAGAGCCACCAUCUCGCAGUUCAACGCCGUCACCAGCUGCGUGGUCAGCACCGUCCUGGAGAGCAAAGAGCUCAAAACACAGCAAAGAGCCAAGAUCUUGGAGAAGUGGAUUCAUAUCGCACAUGAAUGCAGGAUCCUGAAGAACUUUUCCUCCUUGAGGGCCAUCAUUUCAGCACUGCAGUCCAACUCCAUCUAUCGUCUGAAGAAGACCUGGGCCUGCGUUCCAAAGGACGUAAUGCUGAUGUUCGAGGAGCUGUCUGAUAUCUUCUCAGACCAUGACAACUAUUUGACAAGCAGGGAGCUGCUGAUGAAGGAAGGAACAUCCAAAUUUGCGAACCUGGACAGCAGCGUGAAAGAAAAUCAGAAAAGGACACAGAGGCGACUGCAACUUCAAAAAGAUAUGGGAGUCAUGCAAGGCACGGUACCUUACCUCGGUACCUUCCUCACCGAUCUUGUGAUGCUGGACACAGCCCUUCAGGACUAUCUCGAGGGCGGCCUGAUCAAUUUUGAGAAGAGGCGAAGGGAAUUUGAAGUAAUCGCCCAAAUUAAGCUCUUGCAAUCUGCAUGUAACAGCUAUUGCAUGACACCAGAUGAAAAAUUCCUGCAGUGGUUUAGGAGGCAGCAGCAUUUAAGUGACGAGGAGAGUUUCAGCCUUUCACGUGAGGUUGAAGCGGCUGCUGACACCAGCACCACGUCACCCAAAUCUCGGAAGAGCGUGGUGAAGAGAUUCAGCCUGCUGUUCCUGGGCUCCGAGGUGAUUGCCCACAGCACACCUGUCAAAGCGCAGCCCAAACCUGCUCCAGGUGGGAGCUCUGGGGAAAGCACAGACACAGCCAGUGUUUCCUCCUGUGAGUUUAAUCACUCCGAAUCAGAAGACAUCUGCACCAUCACUCCUAUUGACACUCCUGAUGAGCCUCAGCACAAGUUCCCUGAAACCUCCUCCUCCUUCUGUACCACUGACCACGCCACAGACACAUCUUCCUUGGGGGUGUCAUCUUUGAUCCCGUCCCCUCCCUUGCUGCCAUCUGAUGACAAGUGCUCCGAGAAGUGCCCCGACUCCAUGACACCUGUUACCUCAAAAGAAGUGCCUCCAGUGCAGCCAGUUUACAACCAGCAGAACAAAGACACCUGCAUCAUCCGCAUCAGUGUAGAAGACAACACUGGCAACAUCUACAAGAGCAUCCUGAUAACUAACCAAGAGAAGGCUCCUGCUGUCAUCCAGAGAGCCAUGGAGAAGCACAACCUGCAGUCUGGCUCAGCUGAGGAUUACGAGCUGGUACAGAUCAUCUCUGAGGACAAAGAGCUGGUGAUCCCAGACAAGGCGAACGUGUUCUACGCCAUGAACACCCAGGCCAACUUCGAUUUCAUCCUGAGGAGAAAAGCUUCAGCCAUGGGGCAGGUGCAGAGGAGGAGCCUGGGCAGCCUGACACUCCCCAGAACUGCAAAACGGGGGUGCUGGAGCAACAGGCUCAGCAAAGUCCCACUGUGAGGGAGCCACAGGCCCAGGGGGGAGAGCGAUGAGAACUUUGCUGCCAUCCAGUAUUACAGCAGAUGAAUGUAUCAGUAUUCAACUCUGAAAACAUUUGAGGCUGAAAGGCAAAGACCUACAGCCAGAGAUGUGUCUCUCCUCCCUCGUACCAGUUACAGACUGACAGACACGGAUUUACAGGACAAUAUGGACUGGAAUUUUUUUUGUCAUUGUUUUGCACAUUAGCCUAGGAAGGUGAGAGCCUCAGUUUGAGGGGAAAACAGGACUGCAACAUUUGUCUUAAGAACAGCAUACAAGCCAACUCUUUUUGUGAGAAAACAUAUUCCUUCGUGCCAGUAUUACACAGAAGAACAAGUCUACAUUUAUUUUUAUAGAACUGGAGAAGUCUCAAUGCCACUCUGCCUCCAGCUGAGUGCUGGGAGCGCUGGUUUGCAGAAGGUGUGGGUGAGCCCAGUGCCACUGGCAGCUGCUGCCUCCAGGAGGCAUCUGCAUUCACAAAAAAGCAGGGUGGGUACGUCCCCAAACCCUCAUUGCUGGAGACAGCACAACCUGCAAGCGUGUGUAUUGCUUUCACACAGCUGGCAAAUGUCUUUGUUGUUUUUUUUUGGUUUUUUGUUUUUUUUUUGCACUUGUUCCAUGCCAGAAAAUUACCAGUUUUUGGACUUUUUUUCCAAAGAACUUUUAAAGAGUGGACUGCACUUGCUUUUGGAUGAAUGUCAUGGUUUGCUCAUGAACAAGGCAAACAAACACGGCUUGUCUGGAUUUAGGUCUUAGUGCCGCUACAGGGUGGUUUCCUUUUACUUUGCUAACACGUUGAACAGAAAUCGAUGCCUUUUGCGUGUAUCCUGAGAUACCUGAUGUACCUCUUUGUAAUGUGCAAUCACUCCUCAAGAGCAAAACUUACCUCACAUUUUCAUUCACGUGAGGCAACUACAUGCCCUUUUAUUUUAAAAGUGCGUAUUGAGGAGACAGCCGGGUUUUAGGCAUUUACCCCAAACAGCCAGAGAUUUUAGAUACUUUUAGCAUUAUUUUUCAUAAUCUACAGGCACCUCCCUCAUUCUUCGUACACAUCUAUUUAAUGGAUAUCCUGCCAUGGUACAACCUUUCAGCUGGAAUAAAUAAUUUAAUUACCUGUUCUCUCUGAAACUUAAGAUACUUAUUGAGUCCCUUCCCAGAACAUUGGCUUCCUUGAUAGGACAGUUAGAGAUGUUAUUUUUAAAAAGCCAUAAGACAUUGGAUUGUAAGCAGGCUGUCUCUGAGAUACAUUAGUAUUAGUUAAAAUAAUCUCAAAUACUCUGAUUUUUAAAAUACUUAGGGCUCUUUUUUCCCACUAGUUCCAUAGCAUUCUUUUUCAAAACUGGGUUCAGAUGACAUUAACAAUGGGCACUAAACUCAUGAUGCAAACAGUGUUGCGCUGUAUUGUUUUACACUACAGGAGAAUUUGUCACCUCUGUUUACAAGUAGCACCGCGCAGGUCCCAGUCUGAAUAGUUUAACACCUCCAAUUGUGUUUGUGUUGAGAGGGUGAAGACGGUGAGUCUGUAACUGAGCCCUCUCCUUUGCUCAGAAUUUGGGCAAAAUUUCUACAGCAGUUUAGUUUUCUCAGCAUUUCAGCAAAAGCUGCAUCGAUGUCUGGCCGGUGCCUUUGUCAGGGCUGUGUUGCUCCCUCAGAGGUUGUGUGUCUGUGUUGAGCUGAAAGGUGAAUGUUCUUGAUUUUAAAAUUACACUCUCCAAAAAAUUAUAUAUGAAAAAGAUUUUUUUAAUUGCUUACCUGUAAUCUUUAUAUAAUAAGUAUAUAAACUUUUUUCCACUA
Messenger RNA from Columba livia (rock pigeon), 4695 nucleotides. RefSeq names its product ral guanine nucleotide dissociation stimulator-like 1. The record is from RefSeq and is a predicted model, not a curated record. Lineage: Eukaryota; Metazoa; Chordata; Aves; Columbiformes; Columbidae. The transcript is spliced from 18 exons. The coding region runs from base 568 to 2883 and encodes 771 amino acids. Gene Ontology annotation, molecular function: guanyl-nucleotide exchange factor activity. Gene Ontology annotation, cellular component: plasma membrane. Gene Ontology annotation, biological process: positive regulation of GTPase activity; Ras protein signal transduction.